CUCUGUUCUCCAUUCGGACGGUGCUCUACGCCGCUAGAAUUUGACCACCCUACAGAGUAUCGAGAAUUGGAAUCAAUAUGGCGUCUCCAGCAGCCCGAUCCGCCGAAAUACCGCCGGUGCCUGCACCAUCGAACCCCGUUCUCCUUGCGACACAGGCGCAUUGGCUGUUCACCGAUGAGGAGCUCACGCGGACACCAUCGCAACUGGAUGGCAUGACCAUGGAGGCCGAACACACGAGUCGCAGCAAGGGCGUCAACUUUAUCUCUCAGGUGGGUCUCUUGCUCAGGCUACCGCAACUCACUCUCGCCACCGCCGCCGUCUACUUCCAUCGAUUCUACAUGCGAUACAGCAUGGUUGAUCUGCCGCAGCGGCCUGGGAUGCAUCCGUAUACGACCGCGGCGACGUCGCUUUUCCUGGCUACAAAAGUGGAGGAGAACGUGCGGCGGAUGAAGGAGCUGGUGAUAGCGUGCUGUCGAGUGGGUCAGAAACAGCCCAACCUGGAGGUGGACGAGCAGUCCAAGGAGUUCUGGCGAUGGCGCGACAACAUUUUGGUCCACGAAGAUGUCCUUUUGGAGGCGCUUUGCUUCGACCUGCAGUUGGAGCAACCGUACCGCAUCCUCUACGACUUCAUCUGUUUUCUCGGCAUGCAGGAUCACAAACCGCUCCGCAACGCCGCAUGGGCCUUUGUCAACGAUUCCGGAUACACCGCCCUCUGCCUGCAGUUCACAGCCCGCACCAUUGCGGCCGCCGCUCUGUACGCUGCCGCCCGGCAUUGUGACAUCGGGUUUGAAGACGACGUGCUCGGCCGCCCGUGGUGGGAGCAGCUCGAUGUAGACCUGGCUCAGGUGCGUCGCGCGUGUGCCCGAAUGGCCAAGCUCUAUGAAAACAAUGCGCUGCAGAAACGAAACCUGUACUACCUAACCACCCCCAUCAGCGCAGACGAGGGUACUGAGAAGACCAGGAUCCCGCACGCGGGCGGCCCGGCGGGCACUUCUGCGCAUGAGGCGGACCUCGUCAACGGACGGAAACGCUCGAGGGAACCCGACGAGGAGACUCACGCCCACUCCUUCAACGACUCGAUCGACUCGCCCAACCCAGACCCGAAAUUGAAUGGGGGACGAUCCCCCAAGCGACCACGCAAAGAUUCCGAGGGGGGCCCCCCCGAGAAGAAUCCGACUUCCUCACACGGGCCGUCCACGGCGCCCGCCACCAGCGGAGGGCCAUCAUUCUCGCACGAGCGCCACUCUGCAAAUGGACAUGGCCCCCCGGUUCCUCCCUCGCAUUCGCAGCCAUACCCGCAGCCCCGGCACCCACAUCCGUUACCACCCGCGCCUCGACCGUUCUCUCGGCGUGAUAGUGGCAGCCGGCCCGAGGGAGUGAAACCUGGGAUGCCAGUCGACCCCAUCCAGCAACGGAUCGACGAGAUUGUGCAACAAAACAUGCCUCCUCAAGGCGUCUCUGGCAGAACGGACCGGCGCCAUCCAGAUCGGCAUCGUGGCGACCGAGAUACUGAGCCCGACUCGGGACGACGACGGCCGUCCGUUUCCACCGGUGGCAGGCAACCGUCGCAGGAUGAGCCUUCGCACCCGGAGCAUUUACCUCCGCCACCUCCGCCACCACCCCCGGAAGAGGAGCCCCAACCCCCCGCGCAGCCGACGCCUCCCCCGGCGCCUGACCGGGACGAUGAGGGCGGUGGCAGUGAAGAGGGCGAGUUAUAGGGUGGUCACCUUCCUCUCCGCUCCUCCGACGAACCCCCAUACCCCACCCCUCCCCGAGCCCAAUCAACCACCCUCCCCGAGCCCACCGACGCUGUAUCCCGCAUGGGCCAGCGAAAACCAAGGACAUUCGGCUGCGCAGGAAGGAGCCGCCGAUACCUGCAUACAUACUUGUCCUCCUCACCGCGGAAAUGCACGCACGCAUUCCCCAUUAACCUCCGACUGACGGCGGGCUGUUAAAUGAACGAGGAGGCCGGACGGCCACGCCACAUAACUUGCACGGGAGAGACAGAUAUCUGCGACGAACCCGACAUGUAAUUAAUAUCGAUAAGCAG
Molecule: messenger RNA, 2050 nt
Organism: Aspergillus heteromorphus CBS 117.55
Lineage: Eukaryota; Fungi; Ascomycota; Eurotiomycetes; Eurotiales; Aspergillaceae
Product: putative cyclin
Exons: 1
Coding region: 78-1718 (546 amino acids)
Biological process (GO): positive regulation of DNA-templated transcription, elongation; regulation of transcription by RNA polymerase II
Cellular component (GO): cyclin/CDK positive transcription elongation factor complex; nucleus
Molecular function (GO): cyclin-dependent protein serine/threonine kinase activator activity
Source: RefSeq, a predicted model, not a curated record